Ustilaginoidea virens is the source of this 852-nucleotide messenger RNA. RefSeq lists its product as uncharacterized. The record is from RefSeq and is a predicted model, not a curated record. Gene Ontology annotation, molecular function: double-stranded RNA binding; single-stranded DNA binding; DNA 5'-adenosine monophosphate hydrolase activity. The transcript is spliced from 2 exons. NCBI's taxonomy places the organism in Eukaryota, Fungi, Ascomycota, Sordariomycetes, Hypocreales, Clavicipitaceae. Gene Ontology annotation, biological process: single strand break repair; double-strand break repair. Bases 1 to 852 code for a protein of 283 amino acids. Gene Ontology annotation, cellular component: nucleus.
AUGGACUCGCCCCCCGACCAGGCCAUCAUCACCCGGGACCAAACCCCCAGCGGCACCGCGCCUCCCUCCCCUCGCAACGCCUUCUCGGUCCUCAUGGCCUCCGUCCAGCAGCCCUCGCGCGCCCCUCCGCCCCGAUUCCACGGCCGCCUCGCCCUGGGCGCCUACACCGCCGACCCGUCGUCCUCGUCGCCGUCCUCGUCCUCGUCCUCGUCCUCGACCGUCAUCUACCGCAACGACGACUUCGUCGCCAUCCACGACAAGUACCCCAAGGCGACGGUCCACGCGCUCCUGCUCCCCCGCUCCGCCGCCCACAACCUGCUCCACCCGUUCGAGGCCUUCCGCGACGCGGCCUUCCUGGCCGCGGUGCAGGCCGAGACGGCGCGGCUGAGGGCCCUCGUGGCGGCGGAGCUGCAGCGCCGGCUGGGCCGGUACAGCCGCUCCGAAAGGCAGCGGCAGGCGGUCCUGGACGGCGUCGAGGAGGAGCCGCCGCCCGCGCAGGGGCUGCCGCUGCUGCCGCUGCCGCUGCCGCCGGGGAGGGACUGGGCCGCCGAGGUCAUCUGCGGGGUGCACGCGGUGCCGAGCAUGAGCCACCUGCACGUGCAUGUGCUGUCGAGGGACAUGCGCUCGGGGUGCGUGCGGCACAGGAAGCACUACAACUCGUUUACGACGCCGUUCUUUGUGGACCUGAUGGAUUUCCCGCUGCGCGAGGGCGACGCGAGGCUGGACCCCCGGGGGGGAGGCUACCUGCGGAGCGAGCUGAGGUGCUGGCGGUGCGGCAAGGGGUUUGGCAACGCGUUUGCGAGGCUGAAGGAGCAUUUGGAAGGCGAGUUUGUGAGCUGGAGGGCAGAGUAG